AUGCCAAACACCACCUACUGCAAAGAAUGGGUCACCACCGAAGAGGCGUUACCGCUGCCUUCACAGCCGUUUCUCACAGCAUACAUGAGUGUGCUGGCUCUGGCAGCGCUGGUCUUCGGCAUCACGAUCCGUAGCCUACGGCCUCAGGCGGUGCGGCGCCUUCUGGCCGAUGCUGGAGUGGCGAUGCACAAGGUGAAGAAGACGGCAACGGAGAUCGAACGCAAGAUCUUCCACCUCUGCGGUUUGCUGGUUCCGUUGGCCUACCAGCUCCUGCUCACUCAUGGCGUCCCCAGAAGUUUCUGUGUGCAGCUCUGCUGGCUGAUCACGGUGCUCGGGGUCAGUGCGGACUGGCUGCGCGUGCACGUCCCCUUCGUCCGGGACAAUUGGCCCCUGAAGUCCAUCCUUCGAGAGAAGGAGGCGGACCGGCUCUGUGGAGGGAGCUAUUUCUCCCUGGGUUGCACGCUGGCCAUCCAGAUGUUUGCACCCGUGAUCGCGAUGACGUCCAUCCUCUUUCUCGUGAUGGGAGACAUGGCAGCGGCCCUCAUCGGCCGAUCCUUCGGCCAGAGCAUCUGCAGCAUAGGCAUUGGGCCUGGCGGCAAGAAAUCCGUGGAAGGGAGCACGGCUAUGUUCAUGACCUGCUUCGUCUUCGGAUGCACGCUAUUCAGCCCUGUGCACUUACGGGAAUAUGCCGUGGCGAUUGGCUCACUGGUGGCCACGCUCACUGAGCUUUACGAGCCUUUAGGGAUCAACGACAACGUGACCAUUCCACUUCUAAGUGGGAUAGCGCUGACCUUCGGUUUCGCACGGACAUACUCCUGCGAGCCAGCACGAAGCCCUUUGCUGUGGUAUUUGUAA
Symbiodinium sp. CCMP2456 is the source of this 855-nucleotide messenger RNA. The record is from the annotation of a GenBank genome assembly. NCBI's taxonomy places the organism in Eukaryota, Dinophyceae, Suessiales, Symbiodiniaceae.